CAGGACCGGGGGGGGAAGGGGGCAGGCUGCGGCCUGGUGCUGCUGGUGACAUGUCCGGAGUCGCUGUCCUGUUGUUGCUGCUGCAGUAUUUUGUCAUUCUGCGAUGCUAGUUCAGACAGAGGGAAUGCAUGGAUUCCAUCACAUUUAAGAGUGAUACAGUACUUUCCGAUGUCCACAUGUACACACCAAACAUUAGGCACCUUAUGGUGAGACUAAAUGCAGUUGGACAACCAGUCUUUGUGUCAAAGUUUAAAAUCCUACGGAAUAUUAAUAUCUGCAACAAAGAUGACUCAGGAAACUUCAGCAGUGAAGAAAAUAGAGUACUUGAUGCAGAUGAUGUUUUAACUGGUCAAAUGGGUUGCAGCUAUGCUGCUGCAAACGAAAAGAAAUUUGAAGUGACAAAAGACACAGUGCAUACUGAAGUCCUGCUAGAUGAUGAUGGAGAUCUGGAUGUUAUUCGGAGACCUGUUGACUUCCUUUGUUAUGAAGAAAAUCUAUGGAGAGAGAAAGUAUAUCCCACCAUUAUAAGUAAAGGGGAGGAGUAUUCCUCUGAGGAGUAUGAGGAGGAUUGCAGUACUUGCAAAGAGAUCAGAAUAGAACACACUAUGGAUACUACUUUGGAGGAUGUUGGAAAACAGGUAUGGCGUGGUGCCUUUCUUCUUGCUGAUUACAUUUGGAAUAAUAGUUACCUAUUCAGAGACUGCACAGUGUUGGAGUUGGGAGCAGGCACGGGAAUGACCAGCAUUGUCAUGGCAACUGUUGCUAAGACUAUUUAUUGCACAGAUGUUGGUGAAGACUUACUAAAUAUGUGUGAAAGAAAUAUCAUUGUAAACAAGCAUAUUUAUGAGGCAGCAGGAAGUGAAAUUAAAGUAAGAGAACUGGACUGGCUGAGAGAUGAUUUAUGUACAGACACUAAGAACCCAUAUUGUUGGUCAGAAGAAGAAAUAGCUCAUAUGUAUGAUCAUACUGAUGUGCUACUUGCUGCUGAUGUAUUCUAUGAUGAUGAUUUGACAGAUGCAUUUUUUCAGACCAUCUACAGAAUUUUGAGCAAUUUGAAAAAUCCAAGCACCAUAUAUCUUUCUGUAGAGAAACGGCUCAACUUUACCUUGAGAAAAAUGGAUGUUACAUGUGAUGCAUAUGAUCAUUUUCGAUUGUGUUUGGCUGACUUGGAAAACAUCUGUGAUGGGAGAACUAAAUUUAUUGUGGAACCCAUCAAAAGUUCUUUUCCACAGUUCCUUUCUUAUGAGCGAGUGGAACAGUUGGAACUGUGGAAAAUUAUUGCUGAGCCAUUUAAAAGCAACACACAACAAUAGAAUGGUUAUUGUGAUUGAAAGUGCAUUGAGAGGAGUGUUGCUCAUUUCUUCAGUUUGUUGAAGACUUUAACUGAAAAGCCUUGCAAACUGUUUAAAUAGUAAGGAAUAAUAACUAUCUUAUAUCGUUCAAUGAUACAACAGUAACUGCAGCAAGGAAAUUACUUCACAAAUGUUAAUGGAGGAAGUCUUAAUAUGCUUGAAUCACAUUUCUCUACUAUUUAAACAGGUACUGACCUUUACAAUGAAUCUGUCAAUGAAUACAAAAAAUAGAGACAAAAAACUUUUAUACAAUGAAAUUGAUUAUAACAAAUGCUUCCCAUUGACUUAAUUAUCGUUAUCCUGUUUUCAUAAGAGGUCUUCUGUCUCUAACAUAACAGAGGAAUUUCAAAUAAGCACAUAAAUAUGAAAAUAGUUUCUGUACUCAUAAGAUGUACUUUCAUUUUUUCCAUUCUUACAAUUCUCAACCUAAAACACAUAACGUGAAAUAUAUUCACUAAAAAAAGAAAGGGAAGAAUUAUUUUUCAUAAAAUGGAUUUCAAUUGCUUGUAAACUUUUACCCUAUUGAGUUAGAACACUUAAGCACUGAAUCAGACAACAUAGAUGAAGGCCAUUCAGCCCAUAAUGCCUAUGUCAGGUCUUUGAAAGAGCUAUCCAGUUAAUUACACUGCAUACAACUGGAACCUUUCCUUUUCAUUUCCCUAUUGAAAGUUACGAUUGAAUCUGCUUAUAUCACCCUUCAAGCAGUGUAUCCCAGACAUCGUAACUCUCUGCAUUAAAUAAAUUCACCCAUCCAAUCUGCCCUCAAUCCCAUGUUUGUUUGCUGAUAUCUCAACUCAGUGCUCUUUCCAAAUCUCUUUCUAAAUUCUUCGUAGUUUUUGAUAAGCCUCUAUUAAAUCUACUCUUAGCAUUCUUUGCUCUGAGGAAUGCAAUCCCACUUUCCUCUAAUGUCUCCACACAUCUGAAAUCUAAUCAAUUCAUUUCAAAGAUCCUUGAUGUUCUAAUACAGCUGUAGCCAAACAUUUAACUGAAUAUGAUUUAUUGUGUUUGAGUUUAUUUUAAACUGAGAUGUACUUUGAACUAAUAUAUUUUAUAAAUGCAGUGUGAUUCUAUUUUGGGAAUAAAGUUUUUUUUGAGGAAAAAAACAAUAACUUAAAUAUUCCUCUUGCAUCUAUUCUUACUGCUACUACAUUCGAGAGCCUGUUCAGAUUAUGGAGAUCAUUUAUUUCAGUGAAGUGAGAAAUUUUACAUGUCCUGCAUUACUGCCAACGUUUUGAAUCAUAUAA
Messenger RNA from Hemiscyllium ocellatum (epaulette shark), 2596 nucleotides. It is a transcript of the gene mettl22, whose product is annotated as methyltransferase 22, Kin17 lysine. Gene Ontology annotation, biological process: protein methylation. Gene Ontology annotation, molecular function: protein methyltransferase activity. Bases 129 to 1313 code for a protein of 394 amino acids. The record is from RefSeq and is a predicted model, not a curated record. Lineage: Eukaryota; Metazoa; Chordata; Chondrichthyes; Orectolobiformes; Hemiscylliidae. The transcript has 11 exons. Gene Ontology annotation, cellular component: nucleus.